Nematolebias whitei (Rio pearlfish) is the source of this 4141-nucleotide messenger RNA. It is a transcript of the gene col6a1, whose product is annotated as collagen, type VI, alpha 1. Lineage: Eukaryota; Metazoa; Chordata; Actinopteri; Cyprinodontiformes; Rivulidae. The record is from RefSeq and is a predicted model, not a curated record.
UCUGGUUCUCGCUCCGGACAAACUGCGGCGGGGCGCUGGGGGUCUCCAAAAGUUUGUUGAAAUUACUGGAGAGCUGUGAGACUCAGGGGCCCGGGAGGUUUGGGGGAUUGUUUUCCAGGGACCGGGUGUCUUGUGAUUUGAUUUUGGUGCAGCUUUUGUUUGCAGUUUAGUCAUGGAGACUCUCAGCGGUCUCCUUGUGCUCCUGUGCGCUUUCAUGGCUGCAGCGCAAGCGCCAAACCAAAGAUCCAGAUUUGCGGAAUGUCCUGUUGACCUUUUCUUUGUGCUGGACACAUCUGAGAGCGUCGCCCUCAGACAGAAACCUCCCAACUUUUAUAUUGACCAGAUCAAGGAGUUCACCAAACGCUUCAUAGAUGAACUCCAUGAGAUGCGCCAUGAAUGCGACCGUGUCCUGAUGUGGAACUCAGGAGCGCUGCACUACAGUGACGACGCCAUCCUUGUGCGGGAACUAGGUGACAUGAACACCGGCCGCAACGCCCUGAAGACUGCUAUCGAUGGCAUCAAAUACAUCGGCAAGGGCACCUACACCGAUUGUGCCAUCAAGAGGGGCCUGGCAGAGCUGCUCAUUGGGGGCUCCCACUACCACGAGAACAAGUACAUUGUGGUUGUGACUGAUGGCCAUCCCAUCACUGGGUACAAAGAGCCAUGUGGAGGAGUGCAGGAGGCUGCUAAUGAAGCCCGGCAGCAUGGGGUUAAAGUGUUUGCUGUGGCCAUCUCACCUGACCAGGAGGACACCAGGCUGUCUAUCAUCGCCACAGACCACAACUACAGACAGAACUUCACGGCUGCAGAUGACACCAGAUCCACCAAGAUCAAAACCAUUCGAUCCAUCAUUGACAUCAUUACAAAUGAGACAAAGGAUGUGUGCUGCUCCUUUGACUGCAAUGCUCCUGGAGGGCCAAAAGGACCAGAUGGAGAAACCGGUGCCAAGGGAGAGAUGGGUCGACCGGGGAUGCCAGGAGAGAAAGGAGAUAUUGGUCCUGUGGGCAGUGUUGGUGAUCCUGGUCCAGUUGGCUACAGUGGAAUGAAGGGUGACCGUGGGCCCAGAGGAGACAAGGGGGAAAGAGGACACAAAGGCUUCAAGGGUGACAAAGGUCAAAGAGGAAUGGAUGGAGUUGAUGGACGUAAGGGUGAACAUGGUUUCCCUGGACUUUCCGGUUGUAAAGGUUCUCCUGGAUCUGAUGGUCUGCAGGGAGAGGCCGGACCAAAGGGGGACCCUGGCCCUUAUGGAAAGAAAGGAGAGAAAGGAGAUCCUGGAAAAAAUGGUGAACCGGGACGUCCUGGAAACUAUGGGCCCCUGGGCCCUCGGGGUGAACCAGGCCCUCGUGGACCUGAUGGAGACAAAGGAGAGCGUGGCGAUGAUGGACCGUCUGGAACAGAUGGGGGACCCGGCGAGAGGGGGCAAGUCGGCGAGAAGGGCGAGCAAGGUUCUCGUGGAAACAGAGGUCCGAGAGGAGAACCGGGAGACCCAGGAACACGUGGAGAGCAGGGGAGGGAGGGGCCAACUGGUCCCAAUGGAGACCCUGGUGAGCCUGGAAAGUCUGGAGCUCCUGGCUACAGAGGAGAUGAAGGUUCUCUGGGAUCAGAGAACAAUCAACCAGGGCCUACCGGAUCUAAAGGGGCCAAAGGUCACAGAGGACCCGAGGGCAACCCGGGUCCUGUUGGACCGCCUGGACCUCCAGGAUCUGAUGAAUGUGAAAUUCUGGAUAUCAUCAUGAAGCUCUGCUCUUGUUGUGAGUGCAAGUGUGCACCUGUGGACCUGGCGUUCAUCGUGGACAGCUCAGAGAGUAUCGGUGCCACAAACUUUGCCCUCGCCAAAGACUUCAUCAUCACAGUUAUCGACAGGCUGAUUAAAAACCACCAGGUCAAGUUUGCAGCAAACCAGUCCUCGGUGAGCGUCGUCCAGUACAGUGGAUCACAAGCCCAGGAGGUCGUGAAACUCACCAGUAACCUCACCGGCUUCAAACAGGCGGUGAGAGACCUGCGCUGGCUGGCUGAGGCCACCUACACAGGCGAGGCCCUGGAGUUCGCUCUGACGGCGACGCUCAAAGACAUGAGGAAGGACAACAAAGUUGUUCUGGUUCUGACUGACGGACGCUCCGACAUCAUCAGGGACAAGGUUCCCCUCAAUGUGCUCUGUGGGAAAGGCCUUGUGGUGGGGGGUUUGGGAGUUAAGGACUACUCGGGCCGCCAGCCCAACCAGGAGCAGCUUCAGUCCGUGACGUGCGAGGCUGACCCCAAACCAGGCUUCUCUUUUGUUCUGGAUAACUUUGCUGAGCUGCUGAACGACAACUUCCUGCAGAACCUCACAGCCAAGAUCUGCCAAGAGAAAAAGUGCCCAGACUACAAAUGUCCCAUCUCUUUCUCUGAAGCUACUGACAUUUUGGUGAUGAUGGACAGCUCAGCCAGUGUGGGCCAGAAGAACUUCGAGAUAAGCAAGACUUUUGUCCGACGCUUGGCCGAACGUUUCCUGGCAGCCGAGAGAAAGGGAGGUGCCAGAGUCAGAGUGGGCGUGGCCCAGUACAGCAGAACCCCCAAAAUGGAGCAGGUACCAACUGCCAAUCUGACCGUGCUGUCUUCUCACAUCGAAGAAGCAGCUUUCCAAAAUGACGGCACCAACGUCUUGGAGGCUCUCGGGUUUGCCGUUACCAGCUUCCGCGGUCGUGGGGACGCAUCUUCUGGGGGCCGUAAAAAGCUGGUGCUGUUUUCUGACGGCCGGUCCCAGAGAGUCACCGAGGCGCUUUUGGAGAAGCGAGUUCGUGAGGUGGCAGAUGCCGGCAUUGAGCUCUUUGUCAUCUCGGCCGGCAGCCAGGUGAGCGAGGCCAAUCUCCGCAUGCUGGUGAGCCGGGGCCGGCAGGACGACAUCUCCUACGCUCAGCGCCACCUGUUCCGCAUCCCCGACUACCCCUCGCUGCUCCGUGGGGUCUUCCACCAGACCGUCACCCGCAGGGUCUCUUUGCCCUAAGUGUCAACCGAAGGACCAACUUGUUUUAGUUUUUUAGUUCCAAUAAAAAAUAUUCAGUCUCACUCAUUUACACUGCGUUCAAGUACGUCUGACAAAGAAAGAGGAAAUGUCACUAAGUUACAGAAGAUUGUGUGACAGCUAAAUGUAAAUAUUUUACUGAAUCAACCCUCCAAGGCAGAACAGCUUAGGCUGGGUCCAGCACAACCUGGAUGUAACCCUGCAGGACAUGCUGUGUUUAGCCUUUGUGGUCAAAUUCAGAGUAAAACCUUCAAAGCAGCAAACUUUGAUCCUGGAGAGUCCUCUUUAACAACCACGUUAAAUAAAUGUUUCUAUUCUUCAUCUGGACCGAUCUCCUCUCAGGUGCUCUACACUUCUGUGUCCAACUCUAACGUUCUUCAUCCCAGCAGUGGAACCUCCUGAAGCCUCUCCAGGACCAGAGUUACUGCUGGUUUUGCUUUAAUGUGGAUCCGUCUUAUAGCUCUUAGCACCCUCAGAUGUGUUGUGUUACAAUAAUGAGAAACAAGUUUAAAAAAGACUACAACCUCAGCACUAACACUUCUCCCUGCACUAGUAUGAAACUGGUUCCAGACUGGUUCAUCACUUUAUUUGUUUUGUCAGCGAGAAGCAGAACGAUGUGUUUCUGAUUUGAUUGAAGCAGCUGACGUCAUUUAAAAGCUCUGUUAGAUCACCAUGAUGUGGCCGUCAGGCAGACUUUGAAGUAAGGCCCACCAAUAUUUCACCUGAUGCACAUAAAAACAGCUGGACUCAACAUGUGUGGAUAUCUAGUGUGUGUGCAUGUGUGUGUGUGUGCACCAUAUAUAUGAGGCUGUGUGUGAAAACUUGGGGAAUAUCUGGUUUAGCUGGGGGUAAAAUUCCAGAGUAAUAGAGACAAAAGCCUGUUUUAUGUUUGUGCAGCAGAGAAGCUUCAUCCAAACACACACACACAUUUACCUUCCAAUAGCCACCAUGAUUAAAAGUUCUUAAUGAGCUUUUGAGCCAUCGUGUGUCUUUUACAGCAAGAUUCACCUGAUUUGUAGUCCAGAGAGGCUCAGAGAAUUACUGAACUGUUCUCAUCGGUGUAAGUUCUUGAAGAUCAUUUUAACUGAGAGGACUCAGUGGUGCUGUAAGAGCUCUUUCAAUAAAGGUUGUUACACCUCA